This is a messenger RNA of Eublepharis macularius, 2743 nucleotides long. It is a transcript of the gene ITFG2, whose product is annotated as integrin alpha FG-GAP repeat containing 2. Lineage: Eukaryota; Metazoa; Chordata; Lepidosauria; Squamata; Eublepharidae. Bases 80 to 1453 code for a protein of 457 amino acids. The record is from RefSeq and is a predicted model, not a curated record. Gene Ontology annotation, biological process: regulation of TOR signaling. The transcript has 12 exons. Gene Ontology annotation, molecular function: protein binding. Gene Ontology annotation, cellular component: KICSTOR complex.
UGGAGCUCCCGUAGCUCAAUCCGCUGCUAUAGAGACGCAGCGCCCCGAACUGGGGCCGGGGUCCGCCUCCCGCUCCCCCAUGGUGGGCGCCGGCGUUAUGCGCUCGGUCAGCUACGUGCAGCGAGUGGUGCUGGACUUCGGCGGGAGCCUCUUCCCGCACGGCGUCUGCCUGGGCGAUGCCGACAACGACACGCUGAAUGAGCUGGUGGUGGGCGACACGAGCGGGAAGCUGUGCGUGUACAAGAGCCACGAGAGCAAGCCGUGGACGGUGCGCUCCUGCCAGGGAAUGCUCACCUGUGUUGGUGUUGGGGAUGUGUGCAAUAAAGGAAAGAAUUUGACCGUUGCAAUGAGCGCUGAAGGUUGGUUUCAUCUGUUCGACCUCACACCUCCACCCUCGAAGCACCUGGAUGCCUCCAGCCACCAUGAGUUCCCGCUGCCUGAUGACCCGAAGAUGGGAUUCAAGCAACACAUUCCUGCCAACACCAAAGUUAUGUUGAUCAGUGAUAUUGACGGAGAUGGGAAAAAUGAGUUGGUUGUGGGCUACACUGACCGUGUAGUGCGAGCCUUCCGCUGGGAGGACUUAUGUGAGAGUUCAGAGAAUAUUUCUGGGCAAUUGGUACUGCUCAAGAAAUGGCUUUUGGAGGGACAGGUAGACAGCCUGUCUGUGAAUCCAGGCUCUGAUGGUGCUCCUGAGAUGAUGGUGUCCCAGCCUGGCUGUGGCUAUGCAGUCCUGCUCUGUACUUGGAAAGCAGAUCAUCAGCAUCCAACAGAGGGGGAGGCAGACAGUGCUGCAGCUAGCAGGGAAGCUCCAAUCCGGGAUGUCAUUCUCCACCAGACAUCAGGUAGAAUUCAUAACAAGAAUGUUUCAACUCAUCUUGUUGGCAACAUUGGCAGAGGGGGCACCGAGCAGCAGAGGGGCUCCGGUCUGUUUGCACUCUGCACUUUGGACGGGACACUGAAGCUGAUGGAGCGGGCGGAUAAGCUGCUGUGGUCAGUGCAGGUCGACCACCAACUUUUUGCUCUAGAAAAACUGGAUGUCACUGGAAAUGGCCAUGAGGAGGUGAUUGCUUGUGCUUGGGAUGGCCAGACGUACAUCAUAGACCACAGCCGGACUGUCGCCAGGUUCCAGGUAGAUGAAAAUGUGAGCGCUUUCUGUGCAGGUCUAUAUGCCUGCAAGGGAGGCCGCAACAGCCCUUGUCUAGUAUAUGUCAGUUUCAACCAGAAGAUCUAUAUCUAUUGGGAUGUCCAGUUGGAGAGAAUGGAAUCCACCAAUCUGCUGAAGAUAUUAGAGAGCAAUUCUGAAUACAAAGAACUCCUGCAGCAGCUGGGCGUGGCUGAAGACGACGUUUCUGCUGUCAGAGAUCUGAUUCACAGCACCCUCUACCUACCAGAGCAUCAGUCAAAUGCCCAUUGUCAGCAAAGACUCCAGGCCAGAACGAACUCCUCCAAGUGAAACAUGAUGCUGCGCUGCUGCUCCUUUCCAUGCUUGCCACAUCUGCGUAUGUCCAUUGUUCCCAUUGGGUGUUUUUGAAAAUCUGGCUGAACGGCAUGAUGAACCAGGGCACGGAAGCCUGAACGGCAUGAUGAACCAGGGCACCGAAGCCUGGUAUCAAGGAGUGGAGCCACUGGCAUUGAUGCCAGAAGGAUAGGAAAUGCCUCUUGCUGCCUUCACAUGGUUGUCACUGAUCAGACACUUAGCCUUUUGCCCAAAACUUUGAUUUUGUAAAAUAUGGAAAAAUACAAGAAGGUAGAGUUGAUGCACAAAACUAGUUAUAUGUCCAGAAAUGCUAACUUGAAAUGGGACAGACCAGCAGACAGUAGCGAUGGCAGUAAAUGGGAUGUUGUUGAGAUGUUGUUCUGUGUGUUAUUUUCAAAUUGAAGUUCAUAUUCCAAGAACUUAAAAUUUGAAAAAUAAUAAAGUUUGAAAGGAUGGGGAGGGUCUUAGAGACUCCAACUAAAUAUAAUCUUGCUUUAAAAAUAACUUGUUGUUUCAAAUGGGAUAUUGGUGAUGUGUUAACAAGCAUAGGUAACUUGUCAUUAAAACUGGCUUCCGUGCAGGAGGACUAGAAAGUAGCAGGUGUCAUCCCAUUUGUUCAGAAAGGAUUCAGAGGGGAUCUGGAGAAUUUCUUUCCGCCCCACCCCUUUGGCCUGUGUGCACCUGCGCAGAGCCGUCUGUCAUACUGUCCUGGCUUUGGGGCAGACUCCCGUGAUCUGGCCCUACCUCCAGGUUUAUGAGAGUGGACACAGAGAGGGAAGAGAGCACAGGGGGCCUAAAGGGGGGAUUCGGUUCAAGGAGGAGAGGUCCAUCAGUGGUUGCUAGCCAUGGUCGGUUAAGGCGCCUCCAUAUACAGAGGCAAGCAAACCUCUGAAUCGCAUGCUGGGAGGCAGCAGCAGGAAGAGGCCUCGACUUCUGUGCCCUGUUCGUUGGCCCUCCAGAGUGACCAGUUGGUCUCUGUGUGAGAUGGGAUGUUGGACCAAAUGGACCACUGGUCUGACGCAACAGGGACGUUCUUCUGUUGUGACACCCAGUGUGGUGUAGUGGUUAGAGUGUCGAACUAGGAUCAGGGUGACCCAGGUUCGAAUCCCCGCUGUGCCGUGGGUCACCUUGAGCUAGUCACACCCCCUCAGCCUGAUCUACCUCAAAGGGUUGUUGUGAGGAUAAAAUGGAGGAGAGGAGAAUUAUGUAAGCUACCUUGGGUUCCCAUUGGGGAGAAAUGUGGGUUAUAAAUGAAAAUAAAUGUUC